This is a messenger RNA of Cajanus cajan (pigeon pea), 1119 nucleotides long. RefSeq names its product coiled-coil protein. The record is from RefSeq and is a predicted model, not a curated record. NCBI's taxonomy places the organism in Eukaryota, Viridiplantae, Streptophyta, Magnoliopsida, Fabales, Fabaceae.
AGAGAUGGAGCAGAAGAAAGAGACGAAGACGACGACGAUGAGUGAGGAAGCGAAAGAGAGAAUAUCAGAGAGGCUGUCAUGUUUGGAGAACCUUUACUUUCCGCGCGCUCUUCAAUCCACCGUCACUCUCCCUUCUCAACGCAAGGCCAUCUUCCGCGACCUUCUCUCAAGAGACGUUGCUCUUUUCUUAGAACGAUACGGCUCGCAACUCACGUGCAACGAGUUGAGUGAAUUCGAUUCGAUGAAAGACGAUUACGAGAUUAAUUGGCACGUGAAGCGGCUGCGGAGCAUAAUGAGUCCGACGUCGGAGGAGCUGAGGCUGAGGUCGGUGACGGUGAAGAACCGGAGGCGGGCCUAUUUGGAUAAACUGGUGUGCGCGGGGCACUACUUCUCCGAGGAUGCGAUGAGGGAGAGAGAGCCGUAUCUACACCAUGAGUACGUGGGCAAGUUUCAGGACCAGAGCGGGAGAGGCAUGGCGAGGCCGGGGGAGCGGUGGUCGGAGACGCUCAUGAGGAGGUGCGAGGAAGCGGCGCUAGUUGCUAAGAUUAGAGGGGAGCAGCAGAGGAUGGGUGUGCCGGAAAGGGAUUGGGUCGGUAAUGAGAGGUUUCAAGAAGAGGAGGAGGAGGAGGAAGAAGAGGAGGAGGAAGAGGAAGAAGAGGAUGAGGAGGUGGAUGAAGAGAGGAGAAGAGGCAGUAGCAAUGGACAGCCUGUAGAGAGACACCUGAAUGAGGCGAAUGUGAUUGAUAAUGCCGCAUCCGAUCCAGCCAGAGUGAGUCGGGAACCAACUUUAUCUGCAGAAGAAUUGGAGGAGCGGAUGAAUCAAUUCACCUACAUUAUGCAGCAGAAGUUUCUAUUAGGGGAAGAUCGCGAACAUCUAGAUUACACUAAAAUAGAUAAUGAUGAGACCCUUGACGAUCAUUGGCAGAGGGAGGCCAAUAUUGAUGCAGAAGAGAGAUACUUUGCUGAUGACUAAUCUGGGUAAUGGGAAUCAGUGUAAAAUGAACGUGGAUGGCGUUGAGAAGAAAUAUCUGAUUGUGGAGGCAAAAGCAUGGCAAUGAAACAUGGUACAACACUGACAAGGACACAAAAAACAAAAGAAAAAGGGGUCCCACCGAAACA